Desarmillaria tabescens is the source of this 1270-nucleotide messenger RNA. Its product is annotated as Septin-domain-containing protein. Gene Ontology annotation, biological process: cytoskeleton-dependent cytokinesis; intracellular protein localization. Gene Ontology annotation, cellular component: cell division site; septin complex; septin ring. Gene Ontology annotation, molecular function: molecular adaptor activity; GTPase activity; GTP binding. NCBI's taxonomy places the organism in Eukaryota, Fungi, Basidiomycota, Agaricomycetes, Agaricales, Physalacriaceae. The transcript is spliced from 7 exons. Bases 119 to 1270 code for a protein of 383 amino acids. The record is from RefSeq and is a predicted model, not a curated record.
GUCGGUGCCCGUGCGACUCAAGAGCGGACCGAACACGCCACGGGGGAUAAACAGAGUCAAAUAGAAGGGUCCUCAAACGACAUCAGCUUAAUUUUUGCCUCUGAACCACACUCACGCAAUGGCUGCCCCCGUUCCCUUCCUCGAUGGCAUCGGUAUUGCCAACCUUCCCAACCAGAAACACAAGAUCGUCGCCAAGCGCGGGGCGCAUUUUACGAUAAUGGUUGUCGGUGAAUCUGGACUUGGCAAGACCACCCUUAUCAACACGCUCUUUUCGACCGAGCUUUCGCCUGCCAAAAACUACAACAAGCGUCACCACAAGCAGCUCGACAAGCUCACUGAGGUCGAGAUCAUCAAGGCUGAGCUGGAGGAGAAGCAGUUCAAGGUCAAGCUCACCGUCAUUGACACUCCUGGCUUUGGAGACUAUGUCAACAACCGCGACUCCUGGUCGCCGAUCGUUGACUUUAUCGACGACCAGCAUGAAGCCUACAUGCGCCAGGAGCAGCAGCCUCAGCGUCAUGAAAAGACUGAUCUGAGGGUACAUGCCUGUCUGUACUUCAUCCGACCCACUGGUCAUACUUUGAAGCCUCUGGAUAUCGAGAUCAUGAAGCGCCUCGGUACCCGCGUCAACCUGAUCCCCGUUGUUGCAAAGGCGGAUACAUUGACGCAGAAUGACUUGUUCCUGUUCAAGCAGCGCAUUCGGGAGGUCAUUACCGCGCAAGGCAUCCGCAUCUAUACUCCCCCUGUGGAGGCUGAUGACGACAGUGCGGACCACGCACGUAUUCUCACUGAUGCUAUUCCUUUCUCUAUCAUUGGCUCCACCGAGGAUGUGAAAACUCCGGAUGGUCGUAUUGUCAAGGGUCGUGAAUACCUUUGGGGUGUUGCCGAAGUUGAGAACGAGAACCACUGUGACUUCAAGAAGCUUCGGUCUCUGCUCAUCCGAACGCAUAUGCUGGAUCUUAUCUCUACGACGGAAGAUUCCCACUAUGAGAACUACCGUCAACAACAGAUGGAGACACGUAAAUUCGGUGAACCCAAGGUGAAGAAGCUGGACAACCCCAAGUUCAAGGAAGAAGAAGAACAGUUACGCAAGAGGUUCACCGAGCAGGUUAAGGCCGAGGAGUCCCGUUUCAGGCAAUGGGAACAACACCUUAUUGCCGAACGCGACCGUCUCAAUAAGGAUUUGGAGCUGGCUCAUGGAGCCAUCAAGCAACUGGAAGCCGAAUUGGACAACCUCCAGGUCGGUUACGGACGGGGCACCAGCCGGAGAUAG